AACUUUUUGUGAAUACUAUUUAAAUUGAUUUCAUUACUGACUUUCUAAUUCUUUUCCCCAGCAUGAAUUAUGGUGACCAGAGAGGCAAAUCAGAGUUCUGUUUCAAUAUUCGUCCUCUUGGGUUUCUCAGAUUAUCCGGACCUCCAAGUGUCCCUCUUCCUGGUCUUCCUGAUCAUAUAUUUUAUAACUGUCAUGGGAAAUCUAGGACUGAUUGGCCUCAUCCGAAUCAACUCCAAACUUCACACCCCCAUGUACUUUUUCCUCAGCCAUUUGUCCUUUGUGGAUUUUUGUUAUUCUUCCAUCGUUGUUCCCAAGAUGUUGGUGGACUUACUUAAAGAGGACCGCAGCAUCUCCUUCUCUGGGUGUUUGGUACAACUUUUUUUCAUUUGUACAUUUGUAGUGACUGAGUCCUUCCUGUUGGCAGUGAUGGCUUAUGACCGCUUUGUGGCUAUUUGCAAUCCUUUGCUAUAUGCAGUUGCUAUGUCUCAGAAGCUUUGUGCCCUAUUGGUGGCUGGGUCAUAUAUAUGGGUUAUAGUCUGUUCUCUUCUACUCACGUGUUCUGCUAUACAAUUAUCAUUUUAGGGUUCAAACAUAAUUAAUCACUUUUUCUGUGAGUACUCAUCAGUUCUUACUCUCUCUUAUUCUGAUACAUAUUUGAACCAAAUGCUACUUUUCUGUGUCACUUUUAAUGAAGUAAGCACACUUUUGAUUAUCCUAGCCUCGUAUGUAUUCAUUUUUGUCACUGUCUUAAAGAUGAAUUCAUCCAGUGGGCGACGUAAAGCCUUCUCCACAUGUGCUUCUCUCCUAACUGUUAUCACCAUAUUUCCUGGUACCAUAAUAUUUCUCUAUUGUGUUCCAAACUCCAGAAACACUCGACACACUGUGAAAGUAGUUUCUGUGUUUUAUACAGUGGUAAUUUCCAUGCUCAAUCCUCUAAUAUACAGUUUGAGGAACAAAGAUGUCAAAGAAGCGGUCAUCAAAUUAAUGGAAAUUAAAGUAUCUUCUCCAUGAACAUAUCUCCUAUUAAUUAAAUUUUCCUGAUGACAAAUAUAUACAUCAAAACUUCAUAUGGAAUAAGUUCCAAUUAGAUAAAUGACCUAACUGAAAAAGAUCACAUCACUAUCAAUUUAGAGAAAUGGGGAGAUUAUCAUUCAUUAGGGCAAUA
Sarcophilus harrisii (Tasmanian devil) is the source of this 1165-nucleotide messenger RNA. Its product is annotated as olfactory receptor 5D18-like. The record is from RefSeq and is a predicted model, not a curated record. Gene Ontology annotation, cellular component: membrane. Gene Ontology annotation, biological process: G protein-coupled receptor signaling pathway; sensory perception of smell. NCBI's taxonomy places the organism in Eukaryota, Metazoa, Chordata, Mammalia, Dasyuromorphia, Dasyuridae. The transcript has a single exon. Gene Ontology annotation, molecular function: olfactory receptor activity; odorant binding; G protein-coupled receptor activity.